This is a messenger RNA of Penicillium odoratum, 279 nucleotides long. RefSeq lists its product as uncharacterized. The record is from RefSeq and is a predicted model, not a curated record. Bases 1 to 279 code for a protein of 92 amino acids. Lineage: Eukaryota; Fungi; Ascomycota; Eurotiomycetes; Eurotiales; Aspergillaceae. The transcript has 2 exons.
AUGUUUGAUUACUACAUAGACUGUUUAGGGAUCGUCUUAAAGAAGAACGUUCGGACCUGGUUUCGAACACAAGUUCCUCACACCUCAACGAAGCUCCAGCAAGGGAAAAAAAAAACUGGUAGCUUCUCUUUGAUUGAGCGUGUCAUCCUUAGUGCAGGGGCCAUGCUAAUCUUCUCUGUAUAUUUUCAUUUGACCAAAUGUCCCGAAGGACAAUGGUAUCCCCGAUUGAGGGUUCAUAUCCCAAUUAUUCGGCAGAAAGUCACCGCCCUGAUGAAUUGA